Messenger RNA from Entamoeba invadens IP1, 801 nucleotides. Its product is annotated as uridine-cytidine kinase, putative. The record is from RefSeq and is a predicted model, not a curated record. Bases 1 to 801 code for a protein of 266 amino acids. The transcript has a single exon. NCBI's taxonomy places the organism in Eukaryota, Evosea, Mastigamoebida, Endamoebidae. Gene Ontology annotation, molecular function: ATP binding; kinase activity. Gene Ontology annotation, cellular component: cytoplasm.
AUGAGUAAGGCUUCAUUAGAGAAUGAGCAAACAGUGAAGUAUCACUUCUAUAACACACCAUGUAUAUUAAUAGCUGUUGCGGGAGGGACUGCUUCUGGUAAAACAACGUUUUGUACACAAGUCUCCAAAACCCUUGAAGGCGAGAAAUUUGUAGUAGUUUCCCAAGAUUCGUUCUAUCGCCCAUUGACUAAAGAAGAACAUGACAAUGUCGCAGAAUACAAUUUUGACUCUCCCGAUGCAUUUGAUUGGCAAUUGAUAGUCGACACAUUGAAAAACAUUAAAGCGAAGAAACCGGUGUCAUUACCAAUUUAUGACUAUGUGACGCACUCAAGAAAACCAGAAUGGGUUCCUGUCGAAGUUGGUGAUGUUGUUAUGUUCGAAGGACUAUACACCUUUUUCCAAAUGAAAGGGUUUGAGGAAUACGUCAAACUGUUCGACUUGAAGAUCUUCAUCGAGUCUGACGACGACACCAGACUCGGAAGAAGAAUUUUAAGAGACAUGAAGUUCCGAGGAAGAACACUCGACUCAAUUCUUUUUCAAUACAAAAAGUUUGUCAAACCCGCUUAUGAGGAAUGGGUGUAUCCUCAACGUAUUAGAGCUGACGUCAUCGUCCCUUGGUGUGAAAUAGACCAGAAAAAGAAAACCAACUUCUGUGAGAUGCCUGCUCUUAAAAUGGUGUCUCAAUACAUCAGAAUGUUUUUUACACACAUCCCUUUCCAAAAGGUACUUUCAAAAGGUAACAUUGAAAUCUCUGCUGACUUAGACUGUUAUAAGGCAAGUCUUUCCGACCAAGAAAAGUGA